Messenger RNA from Peronospora matthiolae, 2436 nucleotides. The record is from the annotation of a GenBank genome assembly. Lineage: Eukaryota; Oomycota; Peronosporomycetes; Peronosporales; Peronosporaceae.
AUGGACACCCCUGGACGCGCCGCCUUCCUGUGCACGAGCACCGCUGCUUUCCACCCUCCUGACUGGGCGUGCAUGCCUCUCGAAGCUAAUGCUCAUGCCAGACUAGAAGCGUUCCGCGAUAAUCGCCACUGCGCUACGUACGUGGUGGCUACCCAGCGUGUGAAUCUCUUUGGACGGGAUCAAGAGAGCUGCGACCACGUGCUGGGCAAUCCUUCGAUCUCGAGGAAGCACGCGGCCGUGAUUCACGACAAUGAAGGCGGAAUUUACAUGGUGGACCUGAUGUCGCGGCAUGGAACGUACGUGAGUCGGAAGAAGAUUUCCGCCGCACGAUCCGUAUCUUUUGCACGAUGGAGAUGUGAUCAGGUUUGGACAAAGUGUCCGUGUGUACAUCCUCAGAGCUCUGUGGUUUCGAAGAAAAACUUCAACAAACCUAAAGCUUCUUCAGCAGCGAUUAAACUCGUAAAUGCAGUUUGUUACGGCACGCUUAAGGACGAGAAAGUGGUUACGUUUAUAUCGAGUGUGUUGGAGCUCGGUGAUGAAGAUCGAAAGGGUGUGGCAGACACGCUAGUGGAGAGGCUUCAGGCUAAAUACGAGUUCUACGCCAGCCACGUUCAUCGCAAUGCAUUUAUCGCUACUAUGGCUCUUUUGAAGCAAAAUCUAUGCGUAGCAGAACUUGAGGAGAACCUAGACGUUUUCACUCACAUUUCGCAGCAGCGUAACGACAACAUUUAUCGCGCCGAUGCUCGGAAGUUCUUGCAAGCAAUUGCUGCUGUUCGGCUGGACCCAACCAAUCCGCAGUUUGAUGAUAUCGACUCUAUGGAAAAGGACGUUUGCUCGGCUUGUCCAGUCACCGCUAACAACCGCGACGGCAGGGAGCGCUCCAUCAGCGAUGAAGGAAAGAAUUUGGACUCGGCUAGUGAUGGUAUCCAGUAUUCUGACCGUGCAGAAUCGGUGGGUGCGAUCGGUGAACUGGGUAUGGUUCCUAGGAAGACUAUGGAUGGCAACGUUUCUUGUUACCAGACGUCUCAUCAUCCAUCCAGCAAUGGCCAAUACGAAGAGUCUGAGUUAAGGUCCACAGUCGUUGAAUAUGCGCCUCCCAUUAGAUUAGUGGCUGGAAACGAAACAAAGCAAUUCACUGCAAACAGCGGGAACGGAUCCGGCUUUCGUUUUAUAGAGCAACAGGCGCCAGAGUCAGACAAACCCAGUGGAUCCGCGUUCGGGUUCAUUGGUGCUUCAGACGUUGUAGAUGACGCUUCUCCCAGAAGUAGCUCAACAGGUCGACCUUCUAGUCAAUCUGCCUCUGGAUUUGUGCACGAACAUCCUUCCACAUCAGCUGAAGACUUUUUGGUCGAGCACCCAUCGAUGGAUGGCAGUGAUCUGGACGAUAUGUGGGAAUCAGCGAAUGACGAAUCAGAGGAAUGGUCGGUGGAUUUCGGCUCAAUAGAUGCUCACGAGCUCGAUCCGCGUGACUUGCAGGCUUUUUUACAGACCUAUAGGAUGGUGUGCAUAUCUAGCAAGAAGGUUGCUGGACAGCAACAUUGCUUCUUUGUCGCAGAGCAGGUAACGUGUGCCCGGUUGAAGUCGGUGUUGGCCAGUCCCAGUGACUUUGGUGUCGUGGCGAUAUUAAAGUAUCUGCCCGAUGUAUGUAAACAGGCUAUCGAAGGAACGCUCUUUUUGGUGGACAUUUCCAUCAUGCCGGGUUUGGCAGACAUGUCGGUGACACUCAAGUGGAUCGUCAACUCGCUUCUCUACAGAAAUGGCCAUGUCAUCUUCAAGGAAAUCCUUGUACACGCUCUUCACCAGUUUGCUGCGCAGGCGCAGGGGCACGCUGCAGGGGUGCCGAUGCCGCUACAACAUUUACACAAUGAUGGAAAAGUGCAUGAAUCAGGGCAAAAUACUAUGCAACAGCUGCUACCCAACGGACGAGAUUCUGUACCUGUUAAGACGCAUCCAGCUUCGUGCGCCGUGUCAUACGCUGCGUCUCGAACAGCAUCACACGCGACAUCUCAGGGAGAUGAUGACGAUGUUGGGGAUGCUGAUGAGGAAGCAAUGUCAGCUCGCGAUUACUUGUGUAAAACCCCUCUUAUUGAUGCUGGAAACUUUGAACAGGUUUGGGCAACGGCUAUCGAAAUUGCGUCGCUCUCGUCUACGCUAAAUGAGCUGCCUGAAGUGGAUGAAGUUAUUGAACUCUUUCGUGACAACCGCAUGUGCUGUUUGGCGAGCGGCUGCGUAGAUAAGCUGGUCAAGUUCUUCUUUUAUGCCGAAAUGACCGAGAUUCACUGUGUGUUUUGUUUAGAAAUAUCCAUCGGUUUGGACACUGGUGCUUUGGAAGGUACUGUUAAGCGACUAGCUAUCAGGGAGCAUAGUGAGGAGGAAGAGGAGCACAUUGAUUCGAGUUUUAUUUGUUUCAUUGAAGAGGUCAUUCAAGAGCUUUAG